Molecule: messenger RNA, 2812 nt
Organism: Apus apus (common swift)
Lineage: Eukaryota; Metazoa; Chordata; Aves; Apodiformes; Apodidae
Gene: PIP5K1B
Product: phosphatidylinositol-4-phosphate 5-kinase type 1 beta
Exons: 17
Coding region: 479-2110 (543 amino acids)
Biological process (GO): phosphatidylinositol metabolic process
Molecular function (GO): phosphatidylinositol kinase activity
Source: RefSeq, a predicted model, not a curated record
GUAGCUUUCUGAGGAGAAGUAAACAACCCAAAACCAAUAGGGUUGCGAGGGGUAGACUCCUGCGUGCCUCAGGCGCUGGCUCGUGCCAGGAUUAAACUCCGCUGCGGCUGAAGGAGCUUUUCCAGGUGCGCGCAGCUCGUCCCCGGCAGCGGGUCCCCGGACGGCUGCACCUGGCAGAGCUGGAGGGGGCCGGGAGGUUUCUGACCAAGAUGCUCCUUUUGCUGAAUAGCGUCCGACAGCAGGAAACUCUUGAAACGUCCAGAACAAGCUUUUUCUCCUAUGUGAGGAAGAAACUUCAAGUCUUCCCUCAGUGAGCUGGAAAUUCUGUCCUUCUUCAUUCUCCUGUUGUGAACUAGAAAACCAUAUCAGCCUUCUGCAAGGUUCUGGAAAACAUUAAUGACAAUGAUUGACUUCAACUUUAUGCUGCUCUCCAGAUGACUUUUCCUGUUGUUCAUAAGGAUGUCAUCUGUUACUGAAAAUGGAGAUGUUAUUGCUGGAAAACCAAAUGAAGAGAAAACAUACAAAAAGGUCUGCCAUUUUUUUGUCCAUCCAGCAGACUACAUCCUCAGCUAUUAAAGGUGCUAUCCAGCUGGGAAUAGGAUACACAGUAGGAAACCUUACAUCAAAACCAGACAGAGAUGUUCUUAUGCAAGACUUCUAUGUCGUGGAAAGUGUCUUUCUGCCAAGUGAAGGGAGCAAUCUUACCCCUGCUCAUCAUUACCCUGACUUCAGAUUUAAGACGUAUGCACCUUUUGCCUUCCGCUAUUUCAGAGAACUUUUUGGUAUCAAGCCUGACGAUUACUUGUACUCAGUCUGCAGUGAGCCUUUAAUUGAAUUGUCCAACCCAGGUGCCAGUGGGUCCUUAUUUUUUGUAACUAGUGAUGACGAGUUCAUCAUCAAAACAGUUCAACACAAAGAGGCUGAGUUUCUUCAGAAGCUCUUGCCAGGUUAUUAUAUGAAUCUGAACCAGAAUCCAAGGACUCUUCUUCCCAAGUUUUAUGGGCUAUACUGCGUUCAGUCAGGAGGCAUUAAUAUUAGAAUUGUUGUAAUGAACAAUGUUUUACCACGAGCCUUGAAAAUGCAUUUCACGUAUGACUUGAAAGGCUCGACAUACAAACGGAGAGCAUCAAGAAAAGAGAGGGAGAAGUCAAACCCUACAUUCAAAGACUUGGAUUUCUUACAAGACAUGCAUGAAGGAUUGUAUUUUGACUCUGAAACACACAGUGCACUAAUGAAAACACUACAGCGGGAUUGUCGAGUUCUAGAAAGUUUUAAGAUAAUGGAUUACAGUCUGCUACUGGGAAUCCACAUGCUGAAGAGUAACUUGAAGGAAAAAGAGGGAGAGAGUUCUCAGAGCACAGCAGACACAAGACGACCUGGAGGGCAGAAGGUUCUCUAUUCCACAGCGAUGGAGUCAAUACAGGGCCCUGGGAAGUCAGGGGACUCACUUAGCACAGAGACAACAAACACAAUGGGCGGUAUUCCAGCUAAAAGCCACAAAGGAGAAAAGCUGCUUCUAUUUAUGGGCAUUAUUGAUAUUCUCCAGUCUUACAGGCUAAUGAAGAAACUGGAACAUUCUUGGAAAGCUCUUGUUUAUGAUGGGGAUACUGUUUCAGUUCACCGACCAAGCUUUUAUGCAGACAGAUUUUUAAAGUUUAUGAGUACAAAAGUUUUCAGGAAAGUUCAAGCUUUGAAGUCUUCACCUUCAAAGAAACGGUGCAAUUCUAUCACAGCCCUAAAAGCAACAUCACAAGAAAUAGUAUGUGCAGUUAGCCAGGAGUGGAAGGAUGAGAAGCAUGGCUUUCUUGCUGAAGGACAAAGCUAUGCCAGCCUUGAUGAAGAAGUACUAGCUUCACGCCACCGGCCAGAUCUAGUGCCAAGCACUCCAUCUCUGUUUGAAGCAGCUUCCUUGGCAACCACAAUUUCUUGUUCUUCCUUGAAUGUAGAUGAGCAUUAUCAACGUGAUCAACCUAUGCUCUAUUCUAGCAGUAAAGGGAUACCUUCGAGUUCAACAUUCACUUUAGAAGACAGUGCCAUCUAUUUGACUUCAGAACAGAGCACAAUGGAAAUGGAAAAUGAUAAUGCUUCAGUUUUGGAUGUCUACUUAUAACGAAGUACACAUGAAGAGUAAAACUAAGAAAAGUGACGGUGGUUAAUCAAGAGUACUUUCUGCACUCCUGAUUUAAGAAGGAGGAAUUUGCUGAGCCUAAUAGACAAAGAGUGAUAAUCAACUGAACUUAUUCUAGGAAGUGGGCUUGGCAAGAAUGACGUGAAACAUUCCACACUCUGCUAUCAUCUGCUGUUGCUUGCUGAACUGUGAAGAACUGUGUGUUUGGGCUGCUUUCUACUAUAUUGCCCAUCACCUUUUUUGGACUUGAAAGUGGUAUUUUCUUAUCUCUCUAAUGGUUUCAUCUGCAUGCAUUCUGUAACUAUGCACAAGCAAAAUCUAUUACCUGCUUUACUGAUUUAAAAAUAAGCACAGUGGUGAAUAAAAUUAAUUUGUUUUGACCCUUCAAUUCUAAUAACUUAGGUCCACAUCAGUGGAAAUUGGAAUUAAUGUCAUACAAGGGUUAUGGCAAACCUCUGCACAUACUAUAUGAAAAUGAACCUUUAAAGAUACUUUCACUUCUGGUGAAAAGGAUAAAAAAAAUGUUAUUUAUAACAAGGCCUUAUGUUGUGUACAUACAUUGUCUUUGAAAUAUUUUUGAUUUUAGUUUAUUUCUUGUAAAAGAGAACUUAAAUAAUUUAUUUAGUAAAUACUACUGUAAACUAUAGGAUUUUUGAUGAAUAAAGUAUUUUGUUUUCAAGACUA